Messenger RNA from Caenorhabditis bovis, 276 nucleotides. The record is from the annotation of a GenBank genome assembly. NCBI's taxonomy places the organism in Eukaryota, Metazoa, Nematoda, Chromadorea, Rhabditida, Rhabditidae.
AUGAAAACAAUACAAACCAACAAUGACAUUUACACGUUGAUUACACUUAAUCGUGAUGAUGACAAUGCUUAUGCUUAUGAUGGAUUAGAAGCAAAUCCGAUUGGAACUGCACCUCCGCCAAUUGAUGGGUUGUAUCCAGCAUUGCCGGGAGCGGCACCACCACCAAUUCCGUGGUAUCCGGCAUUUCCAGGCGAUGCACCUCCACCAAUUCCAUUAUAUCCGGGUUGCGUAAAACCUGGAUUUGCACCGCCUCCAAUUCCAAAUGAGCGCGGAUGA